Messenger RNA from Octopus sinensis (East Asian common octopus), 738 nucleotides. RefSeq names its product symplekin-like. Lineage: Eukaryota; Metazoa; Mollusca; Cephalopoda; Octopoda; Octopodidae. The transcript has 3 exons. Bases 37 to 564 code for a protein of 175 amino acids. Gene Ontology annotation, cellular component: mRNA cleavage and polyadenylation specificity factor complex. The record is from RefSeq and is a predicted model, not a curated record.
GAACUCCCUAAAAUUUUAUCUCUCCCAAAUACUGUAAUGACUAAAGUACUAUCAAAAAUUAUUUCGUCUCCUCGAACAUGUGGUUCAAUGAAUCCAUCUGAUUUACUAAUAGCACUCCACUUUGUCCAGACUGAACAAUGCUUAGUGAAAAAUGUUAUUAAAGGUAAGGUCUUAAUAACACGAAUAGCUUGUGAUUGGUGCAUUGGUGAGACACGUAUAUUUACUGAAGAAGUGAUUGUUUUUACUUUACAGCAUUUGAUAAGUUAUGAUACUCUUCCCACAAUUCUUAUGCGUACUGUUAUUCGUUGUCAUAUUGUUCAUAAUUCUCUCCUUGGGUUCAUUAUAAAUUAUCUUCAACAAUUGAUCACUAAACAGGUUUGGAAAAAUCCUUCCCUUUGGAAGGGAUUUAUUAAAUGUUGUAAAAGGACAAGACCACAGUCUAUAACGGUACUUUUACAGCUGCCACAAGAUUGCUUUUAUGAUUUGAUUAAAGAGGAACCUGAAUUGGCGGCUUCAUUAAAAGUAUAUAUGCUUCAAAUGACCAAAUCUCAGGUUUUGAUUUAAAACGUUUUUUUAGAAAUCGAGGGUUUCUCCUGCAAUGGUCAAAAUUAUAGAAGAAGGGUGUAUAAUACCUGAAAACCAAGUUGGAAAUGAAGCUUUGGAGACUAUAAAUGAAGAUUCUAAUUAUUAAUGUAAAUUUUACUGAAUUUUUGUUUUUUGUAUUAUUAAUUUUCUUUU